This is a messenger RNA of Cylicostephanus goldi, 935 nucleotides long. NCBI's taxonomy places the organism in Eukaryota, Metazoa, Nematoda, Chromadorea, Rhabditida, Strongylidae. The record is from the annotation of a GenBank genome assembly.
AUGAGUGCAACGAAUGGGAUGGUCCAAGAAGUCGAAGAUGUCGAUGGUGUUCGCAUACAAGCAGAAUUUAGCCGUUUCUUGACGGAAUACACCGAUGAGAAUGGAGUGCGCAUCUACGAAAGCGCUAUUUCGGCUUUAAUUGAACCUGAAAGAAAUACGCUGUAUGUUGAUAUGCGUCAUAUCCACAACUACAGCGCUACACUUUAUGGGACAAUCGAGUUGCAGUUCUACAAUAAUCCUUCAUCUAGGCUCUAUCCCUACAUCUGCGAAGCUUUGCAAUUAGCAGUCAUCGAUACUUGCACUGAAGAUGCUGACAGGCAACGAAUGCACAAAAAAGAAGUUUAUGUCUCUUUUGGUGGUCUGGAGAAUCGUGUCAACGUUCGUGAACUAACAGCAGAGAAAAUAGGAGCUAUGGUCUGCAUAAAUGGACAAAUUGUGCGAACCCAUCCUGUUCAUCCUGAACUGAGUCGUGCUACUUUCGUGUGCGAGGACUGCGGAGUCACAACCAGAAAUGUGCUCCAGCAAUUUCGAUACACACAGCCUUCGCGCUGUACAAAUCCUCAAUGUAUGAAUCGCAACAGGUUCAGCCUUGAUGUUGAUGAUUCAUCUUUCGUCGAUUUCCAGAAAAUCAGAAUUCAGAAUGAAAAAGCUAAAAAUCAAGGUGGCAGCCUAUUUUUCAAUAAAAGUGAAAUUGUGUCUUAUCAGGAAACCCAAGCUGAACUACCUCGUGGUUCGGUGCCUCGAACCUUUGAUCUGAGCUCGCCAGGGCUCCGAGCUGAAAGUGGCGGUGGAAAUCGUGGUCGAGCAUCAGAGAAAGACAUUGGGUUGACGGGCUUGAAAGCUCUGGGAGUGCGUGAUCUCAACUACAAGUUGGCGUUCCUUGCUUGCCACAUUGAGUCAAACAAUACUAAGGUUUGUCCGCCUACAGUCUAAAG